Gigantopelta aegis is the source of this 3094-nucleotide messenger RNA. RefSeq names its product dynein intermediate chain 4, axonemal-like. Gene Ontology annotation, cellular component: axonemal dynein complex. Gene Ontology annotation, biological process: cilium movement. The record is from RefSeq and is a predicted model, not a curated record. The coding region runs from base 115 to 2529 and encodes 804 amino acids. The transcript has 24 exons. Lineage: Eukaryota; Metazoa; Mollusca; Gastropoda; Neomphalida; Peltospiridae. Gene Ontology annotation, molecular function: dynein light chain binding; dynein heavy chain binding.
GUGGAUCGUGGCCAUAGUAAGUGGUGUCAGAUAAAGUAAAAACGAGCUGAAAGCGAAUUUUAAAAGACAGUUACUUAGUAGUAAGAGUUGAGACCUGUACAAGGCCAGGGCCAAAUGUCUUUUGCCAAGAAGAGUACGAGUUCUGGGUCGAGGCCCAAGUAUGCUGGGAUCCCAAAGAGCCACAUUGGGUCGCGUGUCUCAUCAUCAGCGAACAAGAAGAGCCCUAGUGUUGGAAUGGAGAAAUCUUUGAAAGUCCACCAGGUGCAUGUGUUUGAUGAGUCUGGACUUGAUGUGACUCCACUUCCUCUUCUUUAUGUUGACCCAAAUGCCUUGAGAAAAAAUCAGGGCAAUAUACUUGGAGACAGUUCCGGAGGGACACCAACAGACUUUAUGUCAACAGCUUCUAUGUCCAUCUACAACACAGGGGCUUCAACUGCUGCAAGUGUUCUGGGUGGCGGACCAUUUUCAAGGUCAGUGUUCAGUCAGUCGUAUGACACGGGUACAGGAUCAGGCACUGAGGACCUACAUCAUGCAGACCACGCCCCGACAGAGUCCGCGUGGGCGGAAAUUCGGCACAAACGUGAAGAAGUUCAAGAAUUUUUAACCCCGGAAGACCUUGAACUGUUUGUUGAUCUGACACUGUCGGAAACAGAGACCAUUUGGUUGCUGGACAUGCCAGAUGUGUUGGUGUCGAGCGAGGCCACAGAUGCGGAAGCCAUCAAAGAAAGGAAUACAACCUAUGCGAAUUUGGUGAAAAGUCGGCUUGGCAAUGACCUUUAUGCUGAAAGAGGAAUGAAUACUUUCAAUGAACCUCGAAAAUUGAAAAACGUACAGACUUCAAAAAUCACACGUGUGGAUAUUGGAAUCAUGUGUACAACAUGGGACAUGUUUGACACCUAUGAAAAAGUAGACAAAGAAACUAAAGCUAAGAAAGACAAAGAGGACGAUGUAGAAGAAACUAUCAGUCAUCCAGCUACUCCCAAGAGUCCCGAGGGAGAAACUGCGGAUGAUGUCGCUUCCUUGCUUCUCUCCUCCAAAGAGAACACCAUGGACUCUUUCAGUAAAAGAAAAGAGGGCGGUAUAUCCAGCAUGACAGACAGUCAAGCAACAGUUGGGUCGUCCACCACAGGGCUGGAGAGUCUGUUUCCUGGACGUGAUCUUGUUGGCUCAGUUAUGUCCACCGAAAUCAACGUCCAUGACGAAGAAAAAAUAAUGCAUUCGGAGGCACUGCAGCGAGACUUGUUCUUCAUGGAGCGAGUGAUCAACCUGAACACGUACCAGUCAAAACAGGCACACUACAGAGGGUUCCCCGUCAUAUCAGAUAUUGAUGGAGCAGCUGACAACAAAGGACAGGUUGCUGUCCAAGACAUGGGCCCAAAUCUGGAGAGACUCUGGACGUACAACUGUCAGCUGACAAAGGGCAGGAACGUUUCUUGUAUGGUCUGGAACACACUCAAUCCCGAUCUUAUUGCUAUUGGCUAUGGACAGUUUGAAUUCACCAAUCAAAAAGGAGGUCUUGUUUGUUGUUGGUCACUGAAAAACAUAGAGUAUCCAGAGCGAGUAUACAAUUGCAAAGAAGGAGUAACAGCUUUAGACUUCUCUCGUACAAAUCCAAAUCUUCUGACGAUUGGGCUUUACGAUGGUGGAGUUGCAAUAUACAAUGUCAGGAAUACCAAGGAUGAACCAAUUGUAGACAACUUUGGGAACCCCGGAAAGCACACAGCACCAGUCUGGCAGGUGCAGUGGAUUGAAAAGGAGCGAGGGAGUGGGGAGGAGAAAACUGAGGUCGUCGUUUCAGUCUCGACAGAUGGGAAAAUUACACAGUGGUCAAUAAGGAAAGGUUUUGAGAGCUAUGAACUGAUGAGACUGAAAAGAGUGCCAAUGAAAAUGGGAGGCAAGGCCAAAGAAAAGAAAACAGAAGCAUUUAUCUCAAGAAACGCUGGUGGGCUGUGUUUCGACUUUUACUCAAGAGAUUCCAAUGUUUAUUUAGCUGGUACAGAAGAUGGACAGAUCCACAAGUGUUCGUGUUCGUACAACGAGCAAUAUCUGGAGACCUAUUCAGGCCACACAGGUCCAGUCUAUAAAAUCCACUGGUCACCGUACAUCAAAGAUAUCUUCCUCAGCUGUAGUGCUGACUGGAGUGUGCGGCUGUGGCACCAAGAUCAGCAGAAACCCAUCCUCAGUUUCUUUUCUUCCACGAAACCUGUCAAUGACGUGGACUGGUCUCCGCAAUCCUCGACUGUGUUCGCCUGUGUCAACAACGGAGCCGUGGAAGUCUGGGAUCUCAGUACUAGCACGUUAGAUCCAGUUAUUAUAAACAAUCCAACCUCAGAAGCUACACAAACCACUGUUGUAUUUGCCAAAAAUUCAAACUGUAUUUUAGUGGGCGACAGUGAAGGGCAGGUAACCGUGUACCAGUUGAGCAGUAUGCCCAAUCCACCAGAAGACCAGGUGGCCGCUUUAAAUCGUGUGAUCAAGUCAACACUGGCCAGUCAGCUGGAGACAACUACAGAAGCAACAGAACAGUAGCUUUAGCAGCGUAAACAUGUACAGGAGUUUAUACACACACCGUGGUCCUGAAUUUUCACACACUGCAUGUAGUCAAGACUCCAUUGAAUUCUCCGGUGGAACAGACCACCACCAUUAUUUAGUGUGAGAUCACUUUGGAAGCUGCUAUCAACCACAUGUAAAUUAGACUUGGUUGCUUAUUGAUGCAUGGUCAUACACCUUGUGACCUUUGUGUUCAUGGACUCGGUAUCAAACCUCGGACUCGGUAAGACCUGGAUUUUGAGUUAAGUACAUUCCGUCCAAAUGAAAACUACAUUUAAAAUGUCUUAGCUGUGAUGUGCUGAGUUUCUGUCAGCCUUUUUGUUGACAUACGUUUAUGUUUAUUGUUGUGUAUUAUUAACUGUGUUAUUUAUUUUGUCUCUUUUCCAACAUUUAUAGGAAGUAUCUGAAGGUGAUUAUAUUCAUUGGGCAAGCUAUCAUUUGACUGUGCAGUUGAAAUUGUAUUAUAUGUUGAACACAACAUGUUUUAGGACAAAUGUUUUGGACAAAUCAAGAACUGGGACAAUAAAAAUUUAUUUUUUGAAAA